GAGCCGGCCCCUCUAGGGGGUGAGCCUUGCUUUGUGGGCUCCCCUGUUCCUGGAGGAUGCCGACACUGACACCCAUGGGGCUCCUGGUGCUGGUCCUGCUUUGGGCACAGGCAGGAGUGACCUCGGGGAAAACUGCAGACCAAGUCGGAGAGGAGGUGGCCUGCAUGGUGGCCUGCACAGAGACAGCGGGGUCACACCUCCCUGUGGGCACCAGAUACACCUACCAAUACUCCAGCAAUACCAGCACCAGCCUGCAGGGGGCGCCGCUGGAAGCCAGUGGCCUGGGCCUCCAGGGCUUGGCCGUCCUUGAAGUGUUAGGCCCAUGCCAGAUGGCCUUAUGGCUUCAAGACCUCCAAGUGAUGUCUGUUCUGGGGUCCCAGGUGGAAGUUCUGAAGGAAUCUGAGAGUUUAAGUGCUGCUCUGGGCCACAGUCCUCUUGGCUUCAUCCUCAGAGAUGGGCAAGUGGUCCACAUGUGUCCCCACCGCUCUGAGCCACGCUGGGCCUUGAAUGUGAAGCGGUCAGUUCUGAGCCUUGUACAGAGCAGUCCUGAGAUUCACACGUCCAAGACCCUUGAGGAGGUAGACAUUCUGGGCCGGUGUCCCACCACAUACCGGAGUCAAGGGGAUCAGCUGCUCAAGACCAAGGACUUGGCACUGUGCUCUCUCCGCACAGCUCGCUCCUCCCUGCACACUCAGCCGCUGCCUGGGAUGUCCAGUCUAGCGUCCAACUUCAGCUGUCAGCAGAGCUUCCAGGCUGGUGUACUACAGGAGGCUGCCUGUGAGGAGCUGCACACAGCUGGACCGUUGCUCCGGAAGGCCAAUGCGGUGCACACACGAGUGUUCUCCUCCAUCAAACUGCUGCACGUGGUGGCUGGGGACCCAGCCAGCACAGACAUAGACUACAAAGAUGUGAGUCCCAGCAGCCUGCAGCACGAAUGGGAGGAGACACCGUCCCCAGCCACAGUGGUCACGGCAGCUGCAUUAGUGGAGAGGCUGUGUGUGGCUCCGCCUGCCAGCUUUGAGACCACAGAGAUAUUCCUGAUGCUGGUGUCUGAGCUCCAAGGCCUUUCUGGGGAUGGGCUGACUGAAGUCUGGCAACACUCAUCUUUGAAAUGCCAAGAUGAUUGGCAUCCGCUGGUAGACGCUCUGCCUGCCUGUGGUACUCAGAACUGUGUGGACCUCAUGAAGCAGCUCAUCUUAGCUGGGGAGGUGGAGGCAGACCAGGCUGAGGCCUGGCUGUGGUCGCUGGCCUUCAUCCCAAAGCCCACGGAUGCCAUGGUGUACACACUGCUGCCACUGCUGCAGUCUCCAGGGGCCAGCUCAGGUGCCUUCCUUGGCAUCUCAGCUCUGGCACACAACCUCUGUGCUGCUCUGGACGGGCACUGCCAACUGCUGCCUGGAGUUGGCUCUCUUGUGAGGAUUCUGGGAGAGGCGCUGCGUGUGAACUGCAGCUUCCUGGAGCCUGUGGAUGCUGGCCAGCUUCAGCUUGUGCUGAAGGCCAUCGGCAAUGCAGGGCUGGCAGCGGAGGCUCUCACCCCUGUGCUGAGCACCUGUGCUUCCCUGAGGGGCAACUCUCCAGAGAUCCGGCUGGCGGCUGUCCAGGCCUUCCGGAGGAUCCCUUGCUCUGCAGAUAGGUCGGUGCUCUCUCGCCUGUACCAAGCUCCCAAGGAGGACACGGAGCUCCGGAUCAAUGCCUACCUGGCUCUGAUGAGGUGCCCCAGUGAGGAGGUGUUUGCCCAGGUGCGGCACACCCAGGCUAGUGAGCGGUCCACCCAGGUGGGGUCUUUUGUGAGGAGCCACAUUCUGCAGCUCCUGAGGACGGAUGAUCCCCUGAAGCAUGACCUUCGGGACUCCCUCCCUGAGGACAUCCUCGCUCAGCAGUUCCAGACAGAGACCUGGAAACACUCGUCUUACUGUGAUGUCACCUUCCGCUCAACAUCUGGCAACCUGGGAGCCAACCUGGAGAGGACCCUUCUCUUCUCUCCCGACUCUUUCCUCCCUUGUUCUGCCACAGUGAAUCUCACUGUCUAUGCUGCUGGCUGGGCCUUCAACCUCCUGGAGCUGGAAGUCCAGCUGAAAAAUGCUGAAGACGUCAUCUUCCGUCUGCUGGGCCCUAAGUCCUUCUGGAGGCAGGAAGAGAAGAGAGAGUCCGAGCCAGAGAAUCCUUCAGGGUCAGAGCCAGGCCUGGACAGCCCUGAGUGUGCAAACAAAAGAUCCAGAAAGAUGAAGAUCCUCCAGGAAAAGAUGGCCCAGAGGUCUGAGGCUAGACGGGUACCAGGCUGCCAGCUGAGUAUCAAAGUGUUCGGGCAUGAGCUGAGCUUUGUGGACUGUGGGCCUCUGGGUGGCCACAGGAGACGCUGGUCUCUGCAUCUGGCUGAACUUGCCAUCAAGCUUCUCAAGGGACAAGAGGUGCAGGUGACCCGGAGGCUGAGCUUGGCUUUGGGGGAGCUCUUCUUUCCCACAGUGUCUGGCAUUCCAGCCAGGCUCAGUCUACAUGCCCUGGCUACUGUCAGCAUCCAUGUCCAAGGAGUGGCUGACUUCCAGCAACUCUCAGAUUUCUUCCUGAGGGGUUCCAUCAAGCCCAGUGCCCUUCUGCAGGUCUCAGCUCAGAUGGGCACCACAGGGACCCUGGGGCAGGCUGGGCUGAGGUGGUUGACCCAUGUCCGUGGCACAGUGGGCCUAGAUGGCGGGAUCCAAGCUAGGAAGGGUCAGGACCUCAAAGUGCAUUUGAAUGCCACAGAGGACUCGGUGGAGCUACUCAGCUUCAGCUCCAGGCUGUAUCUUGUCACUGGGAACAGUAUGAAGAACUUAAGUGAGGCUCACAGCUCCUCUGAGUCCCUGUCCUGUACCAGUGACGAAGUGUCCCAAACCUGGGGUUGGCAGCUGUGUACUGCAGUGGCCUGGCCAGGGCCUGGUCAGCCCUCGCUGCUCUCAGUGCCUGUGCUCAUGAAUUUGACUCUGCAGAAGCAGGAUCCAGGACUUCAGCUGUACCUGCUAGAAGCUGCCUACGCCCUGCACUUCCAGAAGGACAGCUGGCUCCCAGAAGAAGCCACCGCCCACUUCUUCAUGGGUACACCCCAGUCAGAUGUGGCCAGGGAUGUUGAGGUGGACAUCAGUUACAGCCUGCCCCAGAGGAAGUGCCGGCUCAAGCUGCUUCACCCUAAAAAGAAAAUUCAGCUGGAUGGGAAGAUCGAGAUUCUCAAGAGUGCACGCACGGGCCACCUGGAGCUGGUUCUGGAUGGCAGGGACGUCUAUUACAUCAAGGGCCGAAGUGACCUGCAGCCAGCAUCAGGCAUCAAGACCCAGCGGUUUGAGGCCCAGCUGGAGGCAAAGCUGGUGACAGCAGGCAGACCUAUAGUCCUUGAUGGGAACAUCACUUGGCAGGCAGGCAGCAGGCUGGACUUCUCUGCAUCUCUGAGCCGCAUGCGGAAUGACCAGGCUCAUGUAACAGUGUUGCUGGAGAAGAAGGCAGAGGCUGGGCUGCAGGCGACUACCCUGGGCGUCGAGCUGCAGGCUCCGGGUGUGGUAGAGCUCCACAUCCAGGGCCUGCUGGAGCAGCGCGACCCUGUGGGAAGCAGCAGCCUGAGGAUCAAGUACAGCCUCCUGGGUCAGGCAAGGCAUGUGGCCCACGAGUGCAGCACCUACCAGAGGCUGAGGAUGGAGAAGGGCCCCAAGGAUACCCGGGAGCUGGAGCUGGUCCAUGAGUUCUACUGCACACAGCUCCCAACCAUCAGUCACAAGGUCCAGCUGCAGUACAAACAGGGCCCGGACCACCUACGCUGGCAGCUGGAGGCCAGCUACGGGGAGCAGUGGGCUGAGGUUGGCAACAAGAGAUUCCUGCGCAUCAGCCAGACCUUCAGGAAUGACUCGGGGCCAUCGCUCCGCAACUACUUCCUGGAGCUUGCGCUGCAGGUCCCCGAGAGGCGGGUGGACGGCCUCGCACAGCUGCACCACUCCAGCCUCUGGCAGCCCCACGUCAAAAGCAGCACAUCUGUGAAGGUGCUAGUCAACGGGCGGCUGCCCUUCAUGGCAGGCUUGCACUGGAAGGACACAUCUGGGGCCACCGUGUGGAGAUGGGAAGGGGCCUUGAACUUGGACAGCCCCUGGCUCACAGUGUCCGCAGCACACAGGCUCUACUGGCCACACUGGGCCCUGUUCCAAGCUGUGUCAGAGCUGACGAUGGCCAAGGCCUGGACCCUCAAGGACUUGGUGGUCAGCAUGACCUGCAGGGGGCAGGGUCAUGACAGGGAAGUCAAGAUCCAGGUGCGCACUGAAGCCACCACCUACCUCCGGGUUUCCAUGGUGACAACCUUCAUGCCAGGCCUCUUCCGCAGCACGAGUGAGCUGGAAUCAGCCUGGAGUGCCCCUGUGCAGAGUGAGGUUCUUGCUGAGAGCAGCCAGGACAGGAGGGGCCUGCACUGCUGGCUGAAGGGGCUCCAGCAGGAACUGAACUUCACAGCAGCCUACAAGCACACAGAGAGGCCUCAGAAGACCUAUGUACUGCUGACAGUCCUGGGGGCUGGGGCCCCGGGCCAGCCUGGAGGCCUGCAGCUGGAGGGUCAGCUGGAGCAGCUGCAACACAGGAAGACAUUGUACCGGAAACGAGGGACAUUGCUGCUCAGGCACCCCUGGCACCUCCUGGUCCCAAAGAGCCUCCUCUUGCAGGGGACCUUUACGGUGGACAAUCAACGACAGCAUCACUCCCUGGAGACCAAGGCUGUCCUGAAUGGCCAGGAGGAGAUCCUACACACUGUGGAGCUGGGCCGCCGGGCUGGACACCUCUAUGUCUGUACAGGCCUGACCCACCCCUACGAUGAUAAGGCUAUCCCCCAGAGCCUGGAGGGGUGCCUGGUGGCUGGGAACCCUCACAGUGCUAAGAACAGUGAGGCCACGGUGACACUAAAAAUCAACCAGAAGGUAGUUCUGCACCUGAAGGGCUCCCACCAGGGCAGCUCUCAGCACGGAGGGAUCCAGCACAGCGUGGCUCUGGAUGCCACCCGUUCCAACCAGACCCUCCGCUUGAAUGGUAGCUUUGACCUUUCACGGCGUCGACAAGGAGCAUUUGACUUCAUCGUAGAUGCACAAGCUGCUAUCAACCACAAUGCCACAUCCCAGGUCUUGGUCCAGCUGAACAAAUCAAGCUCCUACUUGGCAUUUUUCUUACAACUCCAACCUCCAGAUGGCCUUGCCUUCCUGCCCGGCUUACAGGUGCUGGCUUCCGCAGGACAUCACAAGGAAUGCAGAGUGGACGCGUCCCUGUCUGUGCGUGUGUCUGGCCACCAGCUGCUUCUGCUAGAGGUGGACACUAGCAAGCAAAAUAGGAGGAGCCGCUGGGGCUGGGACAUGAGGGUCUCGCUCCGCCAGGCUGUCUUCAACACCCCUAGAGCCCUUCAGCUACAGCUGUCCUCCAAGGUCACCCCAGCAAGGGUACAACUGUUUUCCAAGGCGCUGCUGGACCAGGACUCAGCUCAGCUGCUCCUCAAGACUGCUGAGGAGAGACGAGGAGGCUGGGUCCUCAGGCUGUGGAGCCUUGCCCAGCACUCAGUAGCUGGCUGGACAAAAGUGCCCCAUGCCCUGAGCCUCAGGGGUGUGCUAAAGCAGAAGAAGACGUUCCGAGAAGGCUCCGUGACGGUGUCCACCGACUCAGCCAUGCUGAGCUUCCUCCUGCAGGACAAGCAUGAGGAGACAGGGGACAGCAGCUUGCACAGUGUAACCUGCACCCUCGCCCAGAACUGUAGCCAGGACUUGCCGGGAGAGCUCCAGCUGAGAGGGCGGUUGCAGACCUACUCCGGAGCCCCUGGGGGCCAGGCCAGCCUCCAUGGUGACUCGACCAGCCUGCCCCUGAAUGGGACCUGCUCCUGGGACCCCGAGCACAGUCAGCUUUCGGGCAGCCUGACUCACAGCUGCAGCCCACUGAGUGGUGCAGGGCUGCCAGGGACAGGUGCCUGGGAGUCUUCCAACCACUCAGCACUGCACAGUGCGAGCAGUCAUCCCAGUGCCAACCUGGACUCCUCAGCCACGGGCGCUGAGGCCAGCCACGGGCCCUGGGGCCACCCAUUUUCCACAUACAGCCAUGGUCACAUCCAGGUCUCUGUGGACGUUCAUGAUGGUGCCGCCAGCUUUGAGCACUCCAUACCUAUCUCGGCAGGCCCUACAUCCAUCAACUACUCUGUGAGCUACUGGGCACACGAAGGCCAUCUGGAGCUAUGGGGCCACGGCCAACACAACAGUGAGGCCCUGCUGCAGGCCGGGGUCCCUGGUGAGGCUGAUCUACAGGCUGAAUUUCGGAUGCAUGAGACUAAGACCUGGGCCCAUGUGGUCCUCUGCGACAGGAACCGGGUCAGUGUGGAUGUGACGGCCCUGCUGGCUCGGCUGCCGAAUGGCACACUGGAGGCGACAGUGAACAGUAGCCACACAGUGCAAGCUUUCCAGAGCCUGGGUCUACCCUUCAGCAGCCAGUUGCUAUUCCGAGAACUCUGGACCUUGGAAGACAUGACUUCCUCCUUGCAACUCACUUUUGACAGCCAGGAUAUGCUGGUUCUCCAUGUCCAUGGCCAGAACCAUGCCAACAGCACGGAGCUGCUGCUAUGGGGCUGGGGCCGCCCCCCCUCCUUCCUGGGCUGCUGUCCCCACUCAGCCCCUUCCACAGCUAAGCUCCGGUUCGCCAAGGAUGAGACGAAAAGCACCUUUGUCCUAGAGGUGGGGGAGCGCCGUUUCCAUGUCAGCGGCAGCCUGCUUGCUGCUGAGGACAGCCUAGCCAAUGUCAUCCAGCUGCAGCAGACCUUCCCUCAGCUCAGCGCACUUCCCACAGAGCUGGUCCUGAGGACGGGGUUCCAGAGAGCACAAGGCACCCACGUCAUGUCUCAGGCGGUGCUGUGGAAUGGCAAGGAGGUAGCCUUCAAUGGGAGCCUCUCUGGGCCCCCCUCAGGGACCAUGGGGACCAUCCAUCUUCAGGGUGAGUAUCUGCUGGAUGUGUGGGUUCCAAGUUUUGUAGGGCAUGUGAGAGUGCAGCCGCCUGCCCGAGUGGCUGUGUUUUCAGUUGAGUCCCCGAAUCAGUCUCCUGCCAUGACCUUACAUGAACUUGCUGACACCCUCUCCACCCCUCUUCUCACAGUGGAGUUUGCCAACCAGCUGUCUCUGUCCCUGCCACGGCGCUGCAGCCUCCGCCUGACCUCAGAAUACUCUGGAAAUAGCUAUCAGGGUGACCUGGCUGUAGCCUGGAACCUCAAAGACCAGGUGCAGCGAUCCUGGGACAGCGGCUCACCUGUGACUCUCAAGAUCGCGUGGGCUAACAGGUCCUCUACCCACAGUGUGGCCUGGGAUGGCUGCCUCGCUGCCUCCCUGGGUCAGGGAACCUGGAGCCUGGGCCCACUGCAAGCCUGUGGGUCCCUCUCUCUGACCCCGGUCAUGUUCAGUGAGCAAUUUGAUCUCUCCUGGGGCCGACACCGGCUGCAGCAGAACGUGACGUAUGAGAAACAUCAGCUGCGCCCUUGGGACAAGGUUCACGCAGAGGCCACACUGGAGCACAUCCUCCUGGCCCCUUGUGCCCAGCACAGCUUCCGGGGGACAGUGGAGACCGACUACAAGCACAGGCUACGCCACACCCUCCACCUGGGGCUUUGCAACUUUCCCAGGGCCCUCUCAUUCUCUGGGGAGCACAGUCUGGACCAGGGUGCACUCCUGCUGCGUUCUCAAUACCAGCUGGGUCUUGCCCCAGACCCUGACCAGGGCUUGCACUUUAGCCUAACCCUGUACAACCACAGCCGACCAAAUGUACCUGACUUCUCUGGGCAGCUGGAGCUCCAUGGCCCCAGAGCUCAGCAACUCAGCUUGCUGGGGCGCGUCUCUACCUCAGCCUCCCAGAGCCUGGUCCAGCUGGAAGGCAGUGUGGAAAAGGAGAAACUAAGGCUUUUGGUGUCCCGGGCCCUGAGCUGUCUUCAGGCUUCUGCCACCCAUGGGGAAGGGAGCAGAGAAGAGAGUAUGAUGCUGCAGGCAUGCAUCCUCAGGAGAGCUGUGGAGGUGAAGGCCCUGCUCCAGAGCACUGAGCAGUCUGCCCAGCCACUGGGGCACCUGACCCUGCAGGCAGCUCCCCAGAGCCUCCUCCUAGUUGCACAUGGCAGCCAGGGGUCCCUGCUGAGCCACAUGGAGUCCAGGAUGACAGCAAUCGGAUCCCAGGUGCAAGCCCAGCUGGAAGAGAGACUCCAGAGCCUGGAUGGCUAUGUGAGAGGCUUUCAGAACCUGGUACAGCCAGUAGGCACCCUGAACAAUGCAGCAGAGUGUCUGUUGCAGUUGACUCAGGUAGGGCUAGGUGCUGUUCAGACAGGUGGCCAAAUGGUGGCUACCUUGUGGCACCGAAGCCAGGCCAGACACAUGCUGACCGGUCGCCUGCCUGUCUACCUGGAACAGCUGCAGGUGGGGCUGGAGCAGCUGCGGAAUGAGUUGGAACAGCCCCUGGCCACGCUGAACGAGGCCUAUUCGGAGGUGAUGCUGCAGCCCCUGGAUGAGGUGUGGCGAGAGCGGGCUGAGGAGGCCAGGCAGUGGCUGCAGGCCUGGCUGCUCAGGCUGCUAGGAACUUGGCAGCUAAGGCCCAUCCAGAUGGCCCUGGGAGCUAUGAUGGGUACCCUGGAACUGGCCACCCACCAUACGCUGUCCUGGGCUGAGGCUGAGGUCUCCCGGGCCUUGAAGCGGCUCUGCAAACCCUUGCUAAACAUGUACAGUUACUCAGCCAGGAACUGCUCCGUGGUGGUGAGGCUGCCGCUUGUGCCCGUGGGGAAUGGGCCCCUGGAUGCAGCCCAGCUGAUUAGGUACCUGGUGGAGGAGAAACUCCUGUGGCCACUCCGCAGACUGUACGAGGCUAAUGUGGUGGCCGAGUUCUAUGGGUUCCGGCGGCGACUACUGAGGAGCCCCUUCAAGUAUCAUGCUGUGGUGGCUGGUGCCAGGUACAUGGUGACCUUUGAUGGGCAGGUGUGGGGCUUGGGUCCCUGCUGCGGCAGCUUCCUGCUAGCCAAGGACUUCAGUCACCAAACAUUCUCUCUGAUGCUGAGUCGCACAAGCUCAGGGUUCACCGCCCUUCGAAUAGAGCUGAACCACACAACCCUUGUUCUGUAUCCUAGCCUAAAGGCUUACAGGCUUUAUGACACUGCCGGGCCUUGGGAUGGCUGCUGGGAUUUAGACCCGUCUCCUGCUGUGCUGAGCACAGGGCCGAAGGUUGAGCUGAGCAGCGAGGAUGGUGUGUCUGUUGCCUGGGAUGUGCCAGCAGGCCUCUGCAGCCUGACGCUGGGCCUUUGGCACCAUGGAGCAUCUGCUGGCCUUCUGGGUACCAACAACAAUGAGGCAGAUGAUGAGCUAAUGUUGCCAGAUGGCACAGAAGCUGCCAGCCUGGAGGAGCUCACCCAGGGCUGGCAGGUGGAUGAGAACUGUGGUCCUGUAGAGAGGGUACAGCAGCCAUGCUCAGGGCCCAGCAGCACCUGCCAGGCCUUCUUCCAAGACCCCCAGUCCAGCCUGGGGAACUGCUUCCUGGUGGUGGACCCUGCUCCAUUUCUCAGACUGUGUGUCCAAGAUACCUGUGACCCUAAGGAGCUCCACCCUGCCUGCCUCCUGGCAGCUGCCUACAUCGACUUGUGUGCCCAGGACUCUGUGCCCUUGGCUCUUCCUCUGCAGUGUGUUUGAGAUUUUGCCCAAGGCAAUACAAGGCUGCCAAAGACGUCAAGCUCUUCACCUUCUACCCCAAUCCUAGUUCCUGGGCGAGGUCAAAGUUCUUUGCUGGAAGAGAACCCGUGCAGAAGGCUAGAAAACCCAAGAGAAAAACAACAGUUGCUGCCAAGAGCAGAGAGGAAGGGCUGAGAACCAGCUGCACUCUCCCAGUGUCUCCAGGGCUGAGGGACUCCCAGCUGGCCCAGGGAAUUCAUUCUCAAACUUCACUGGGAGGCAGCCAGGCCCAGGGACACACCUCUGGGAAGACACUCCACACCGCACCCACACUUGCGCAAACUGCUGCUUCACUCACCCAGCAACUGUUUCUGAGCCUUGAGAUGGCUGUGACCACGUGGUUUCCCCUGUCACUCUGGGAGGAACCAAUGUCCUCAAGACUGCUUAGGGAGCUUCCUUCUCCAGAUGGACACACAGGGUGCUUCUAGGGCAUGGGGAGAAGGCUCCUUUUCAAAGGACAUGUGACAUAAAUAUGUGGGGGCCUUGGGCCACUAGACAGCAGGGUUUCUUUUUUUGUUGUUGUUUCUCUUAGGAAAUAGGCUUUUCAAUUGCAAAAUAAAGCUGGAGAAUUCA
This is a messenger RNA of Meriones unguiculatus (Mongolian gerbil), 10280 nucleotides long. RefSeq lists its product as uncharacterized. The coding region runs from base 57 to 9668 and encodes 3203 amino acids. The record is from RefSeq and is a predicted model, not a curated record. The transcript is spliced from 65 exons. Gene Ontology annotation, biological process: lipid transport. Gene Ontology annotation, molecular function: lipid carrier activity. NCBI's taxonomy places the organism in Eukaryota, Metazoa, Chordata, Mammalia, Rodentia, Muridae.